Molecule: messenger RNA, 2157 nt
Organism: Sugiyamaella lignohabitans
Lineage: Eukaryota; Fungi; Ascomycota; Dipodascomycetes; Dipodascales; Trichomonascaceae
Gene: CEF1
Product: Cef1p
Exons: 1
Coding region: 1-2157 (718 amino acids)
Biological process (GO): mRNA splicing, via spliceosome
Cellular component (GO): Prp19 complex; spliceosomal complex
Source: RefSeq, a predicted model, not a curated record
AUGGCUCCGACAUAUGUAAAAGGAGGUGUAUGGACAAACGUGGAGGAUGAAAUACUCCGUGCUGCAAUCUCCAAGUAUGGACUCAAUCAAUGGGCGAGGGUCUCAUCAUUGUUAGUAAGGAAAACGGCAAAACAGGCCAAAGCGAGAUGGUCAGAAUGGCUAGACCCGUCUGUAAAGAAGAUAGAAUGGUCGCAAGAGGAGGAUGAAAAAUUAUUGCAUUUAGCUAAGAUUAUGCCGACUCAAUGGCGGAGUAUAGCCCCUAUAGUCGGUAGAACUGCUACUCAAUGCAUCGAGAGAUAUCAGAAAUUACUUGAUGACGCUGAACGGGGUGAAUCCAGCUCGGAUCUGAAUUUAACGGGCGUUGAUGUGGCGGGUCCUUCUGUUGAUAGCGUUCGUAAAUUCAGACCCGGAGAUAUUGAUCCAACUCCGGAGUCAAAACCUGCAAGACCAGAUGAAGUGGAUAUGGACGAAGACGAGAAAGAGAUGUUGGCUGAAGCUCGAGCACGUUUAGCCAAUACACAAGGAAAGAAAGCAAAACGAAAAGAUCGCGAAAGGCUUUUGAAUGAAAGUAAAAGACUAGCAUUUCUGCAGAAAAGGCGGCAGUUGAAGCAGGCAGGGAUUGUGACAAAAAUCAAUACUCGCCCUAAGAACAAAAGCACCGCUUUCUCUAUUGAUUACAAUGCUGAUGUUCCUUUCGAGCACAAACCAGCUAUAGGUUUUUAUGAUACCUCGGAAGAAAAAGCAGAAAACGAACGACAGAAAGAGCAGUAUGACCGCCUAAUUGCAUCUAAAGGCGUCCCUCAAUCAGGACGAGACGAUAAAGAGAAGAAAGAAAGAAAUGACAAAAAGAGAGAACGAAAUGAAGCAUCUGAAGCCCAAGCGGCAGCUGCAAGGGCAGAAAAACUUCACCAGCUUAGUCAAGCUGAUCAAGUUGCGAAGAGAAGGAAAUUAAUGCUUCCACAACCACAGGUUGGCGUCAAUGAACUCGAGCAAAUUAUCAAGCACACACGUAGGGGUGAUGAAAUGAAAAACUAUAACGAUACAGAAGACGGUGAUAGUGGACUAAUUGGAGAUUACUCGGCAGCCGAAAACACUGCCUUACCCUUGAGGACUCCUAGUGUGGCAUCCGGCGAGAGCAGUGUUCAACUGGCGAGUAAAGAACUCAUAAACCUUACAAAACAACAGUCUUCUUUGUUAGGCGAAGUGAAUGUACCUUUAAAUGGUCAAUCAAAACCAAUCGAAACAGCAUUGCCUCCUUCAAAGACCUACCAAACUCCCAAUGUGUUGCUUUCACAGACCCCAAGAAGAGACUUCUUCGGGGUCAACGAUAUUGGCGUAGAAGCAACGCCAAGAGAUGUCAUUCGUAGAAAGUUUCUUUCGUUACCCAAGCCAAAAAAUGAUUUUGAGAUUGUUCUACCCAAGCAGGAUGAUCUGGCGAUUGAAGAUGAGGCUCCAGAGAUAGCAGAGGAUGCCAAUGAAAGAGAUAAGCGAAUUGCAGCAGAAAGAGAGGCAGAAUAUCAGCGUCAACUAAAUAGAAGGUCAAAGAGCAUUCAGAAGGACCUUCCACGACCUGCGGUGAUUCCUCAGACACUCUCGCCUUCUGGACCCACGGAAUAUGGUGCAAACCUCAAAAUUAUACUAGAUGAAGCAGUUCAGUUAUUGAGAUCUGAUAACACGAAAUAUCCUUCUGAGAACAGGGUGAUUUCUGGGCCCAUAUUGGAGGAUAUUGAUGAUGACUUGAAAGAUAGCAUCGAAGCGCUCUUCUUAAAGGAGGCUGAAAAGUCUGGAUCCAAGAGUUUUGUCAACGUUGCCGAAGAUCCUUGCGAAUUGGAUUUGGGCAAAUCAACUGUGACGGAUUCAUUGUCUAAACUGGCUGAAAAACUUAACAAACAGGAACAAAAAUUAGCGAUAGUGCUAGGUGGAUACAUCAAACGACAAUCCCUGCUCAAAGUUAAAUGUACAGAGGCUCAGGAAGCGUUGAUAUCAGCGGCGGUAGAAAGUGCAACAUUUGCUACUCUCCGGGAUAUGGAGGCAAUUGGGGCCAGCAACAGAAUUGCAACAUUGCAAGAAGAAGUCAAUUUCCUUACUGACGCUGAACGAGCUGCCCAAGCGAAAUACAGAUAUCUUGUAGAUGUGCGAAAUGAGCUUCUUUUGUAA